Vigna umbellata (rice bean) is the source of this 2735-nucleotide messenger RNA. The record is from RefSeq and is a predicted model, not a curated record. Lineage: Eukaryota; Viridiplantae; Streptophyta; Magnoliopsida; Fabales; Fabaceae.
GUUACUUCACCAAUUUCUUAAUUGUUUGUUGUGAAGCACAAAAUUUAUCAUUGUAUAACUCUGCCUCAUGUUAACUAUGAUCUUCCUUAACAUGCAUUGUUCCGUAUGGUAUAAUCUUUGACUUUUCAUACUGCACUCGUUAGCUAGUAAUAUUGGCUGUUUAUGGUUUACUUUCUCCCCUUUCAAGUUCAGCUGACAUGAAGUGUUUGAUUUAAAAACUGAUAUGGUGCAGAAACAUCUGCAAUGAUUAUUUUGUUCAUUUUCUUAAAACUUGCAGAAUCAACAAACAUGGCUAAUUUUGAAAAAACUGGGGAGCCUAGUCCAUCCGAAACACAUGCAAAACAUAACGAACAUUCUAGGUCUGGGAAGGUUGUAUCAAGGACACGAAGUGCAUCAGUUUCUAUUCCUGUAAUCUCCAUGGAGUCAUAUGAGAGAGAAAUUAGUCUUGUGGGUCAUACUGGUCGACUUCCUAGUGUAAGAAUACCAUCCUUAAUGCAUAUGAGUGGGCCACUAUAUGUUCCCAAUGGAACUGAAAAUCCUUUGAAGCACACUAUAGUUGUGGAAGGAAACAAAGUAGUGGAGAGCAAGACAGAAAAAUUUUGUAAUCUUAGUGAGAAAGAUGAAAAUCAUUGCAAUAACAACUAUGAUACAAAGAAUGAACACUUGGUGAGGUCUAGGCUACUCGGAACAUGUAAUGAUCCUUAUUGUACUACUUGCCCAACUUACUUCAAGACCUCUAUGCAAAGACUUCCAAAUGAUUCCACUGUGUUUGAUCCCCAGUUUCACUUCCACAGUGCUCUUUAUGGGGAUGCCAAGGGUUUUGGUGGAAAAGUUCUCUCUUUCUGUUCUUCAUGUGUUCCUGGAGUUAUGAAUCCUCACUCAAAAGUUGUACAACAAUGGAACAAGCUUUUGGCCAUUUUUUGCAUGGGAGCAAUUUUUGUGGAUCCGUUAUUUUUGUUUUUAAUCUAUGUACAGAAGGAUGAUAAAUGUAUAGCUAUCGACUGGGAUACGAGAAAAAUACUUGUUUUUCUUAGAACAGUGAAUGAUACUGUGUAUUUCUUGAACAUUCUUCUCCAGUUUAGGCUGGCCUAUGUUUCCCCAGAGUCAAGGGUGGUUGGUGCUGGAGAUUUAGUUGAUCAUCCCAAGAAAAUUGCACUUCAUUACCUUAAGGGUUAUUUUCUUUUUGACUUGUUUGUUGUAUUUCCUCUUCCUCAGAUAAUGAUGUUUUUUGUCCUACCAACCCGCUUGGGGGCAUCAGGAGCAAACUAUGCAAAGAAUCUUCUGCGUGCAGCGAUCCUUGUGCAGUAUAUUCCCAGAUUAUUCAGGAUCCUGCCUCUGCUAAUUGGACAAUCUGAAACAGGAUUUAUAUUUGAAUCAGCUUGGGCAAACUUCAUCAUAAAUCUUCUCAUUUUCAUGCUUGCUAGCCAUAUUGUUGGCUCUUGCUGGUAUCUCUUCGGUCUACAGAGGGUUAAUCAAUGCUUGCGAGAUGUCUGCGGAAAGUCUCGUAUUGAUAGAUGCACGACAAUCAUUGAUUGUGGAAGACGAGGUUAUAUCAGAAACAACUAUUCCGACCAAGCAUCAGCUUUAUGGAACAAUAACACAGACGCCAUUGCUUGUUUGAAUUCCUCACCCGGCGGUUUCCAAUAUGGGAUCUAUGUCAAUGUUGUACCUCUUACCACGGAAACUAGUUUGAUUAACAAAUAUAUUUAUUCUCUUUUUUGGGGGUUCCAGCAAAUUAGUACUCUCGCUGGUAGUUUAACCCCAAGCAGGUUUUGGGGAGAAGUCCUUUUUACAAUGGCCAUUAUAGGAUUGGGACUCUUGCUUUUUGCAGUUCUGAUUGGAAACAUACAUAACUUUCUUCAAGGUCUUGGAAGAAGAAGGCUAGAAAUGCAACUCAGAGGCCGCGAUGUUGAGCAAUGGAUGAGGCAUCGUCGUUUACCAGAAGAUCUAAGAAAGAAAGUACGAAGCGCUGAACGGUAUAAUUGGGCUGCAACAAAAGGGGUGAAUGAAGAAAUGAUUCUUGAGAAUUUGCCCGAAGAUCUCCAGAGAGACAUAAGACGUCAUCUCUUCAAAUUUGUUAAGAAAGUCCGAAUUUUCACUCUGAUGGAUGAACCUAUCUUGGAUGCCGUCUGUGAGAGACUGAGACAGAAGACAUACAUAAAAGGAAGUUUAAUUUUGACCCAAGGUUGUCUAAUUGAGAAGAUGAUCUUUAUUGUGCGCGGAAAAUUGGAGAGCAUUGGAGAAGACGGAGUUGGAGUUCCCUUGUCUGAAGGAGAUGCUUGUGGUGAAGAACUUCUGACAUGGUAUCUUGAACAUUCUUCUUCUGUAAGCACAGAUGGUAAAAAAGUAAGGCUUCCAGGGCAGAGGUGGCUUAGCAACAGGACAGUAAAGUGCCUAACAAAUGUGGAGGCAUUUUCAAUCCGAGCUGAAGAUCUUGAAGAAGUCACAAGCCGGUUCAUGAGAUUCUUGCGGAAUCUUCGGGUUCAAGGAUCUCUAAGGUAUGAAUCACCUUACUGGCGAUCAUUGGCAGCAACUCGAAUUCAGGUGGCAUGGAGAUACUGGAAGAAAUGUAGAAGUAAUUCUAUGACCUCACAAUAAGAUCAACCAAUGAAUUUGUAGAAUAUUCACCGUUCUACCUACUGUUACCUCCAUCCGAACAUGGCAAUUUUUCGAGAAAUAUGUUUGUCUUUUUUGUUAGACUUUUUUCAAAUUUUCUCUUAUGAUAAUAUUUUUUU